This is a messenger RNA of Pyrgilauda ruficollis (rufous-necked snowfinch), 3735 nucleotides long. RefSeq names its product ADP ribosylation factor GTPase activating protein 1 (gene ARFGAP1). Gene Ontology annotation, cellular component: Golgi membrane. Lineage: Eukaryota; Metazoa; Chordata; Aves; Passeriformes; Passeridae. Gene Ontology annotation, biological process: regulation of endocytosis; regulation of ARF protein signal transduction. The transcript is spliced from 15 exons. Gene Ontology annotation, molecular function: GTPase activator activity. The coding region runs from base 266 to 1534 and encodes 422 amino acids. The record is from RefSeq and is a predicted model, not a curated record.
CAACGUCGGCGGCGCCGGGCGGGACCGGGCUGCGGCCGGGACCGGGAUCGGCACCGGGUUCAGGACCGGCACCGCGAUCAGGACCUGGACCGAGACAGGGGCAGUGGUGUUGCUCAGGGUCGUGAAAGCAGAGGCCGGAGGGCUCGGCGGAACCCGGCCAUGUUCUGAGGGAGGCUGCAGGACGCCGCUGCGAUCCGGGUAGCGCAGGUGUGCUGAAGGAAUCGCCCUUCUCUCGGCCCUGCGAGGCGCUGCGUGAGGCGGAAUCAUGGCAAGUCCAAGAACAAGGAAAGUCCUCAAGGAAGUCAGAGCACAAGAUGAGAACAAUGUCUGUUUUGAAUGUGGUGCAUUUAACCCCCAGUGGGUGAGUGUGACCUAUGGAAUUUGGAUCUGUCUGGAGUGCUCAGGAAAACACCGAGGCUUGGGAGUUCACCUCAGUUUUGUGCGUUCUGUAACCAUGGACAAGUGGAAGGAUAUUGAGCUGGAGAAAAUGAAAGCAGGAGGUAACAGCAAAUUCCGGCAGUUCUUGGAGUCUCAAGAUGAUUAUGAUCCAUGCUGGACAAUGCAAGAGAAAUACAACAGCAAAGCUGCAGCUCUGUUUAGAGACCAGGUAGCUACAGUAGCUGAAGGCAAGGAGUGGUCCAUUGAAACUUCUCCUGCCAGGAACUGGACCCCACCUCAGCCUAAAAUGUCUCUGUCUUCUGCUCACCGUUCUGCUGGACAAUCUCAUACUGCAACUGCCUCUUCUGACAAGGCUUUUGAAGACUGGUUAAAUGAUGAUGUCAGCUCCUACCAAGGUGGCCAAGAGAAUCGCUACGUGGGGUUUGGGAACACAGUAAACCCUCCAAAAAAAGAGGAUGACUUCCUGAAUAAUGCCAUGUCCUCGUUGUACUCGGGAUGGAGCAGUUUUACAACUGGAGCAAGCAAAAUUGCCUCAGCUGCUAAAGAGGGUGCUACCAGAUUUGGAUCUCAAGCAAGUCAAAAGUUUUGGGGCUACAAGCAGCAGCCAGAGCCGGCAUCAGAGUUAGGUCAGACAUUAAAUGAAAAUGUUCUCAAACCUGCACAGGAAAAGGUGAAAGAGGGGAAAAUAUUUGAGGAGGUCACCACGGGGGUAUCACAGUUGGCCAGCAAGGUUCAGGGAGUUGGGAGUAAGGGAUGGAGAGAUGUCACCACUUUCUUUUCAGGCAAAGCAGAUGAUAAUUCUGACAGACCAGCUGAGGGAGACAGCUACCAGAACAGUGGAGGGGAGGGCUACCAGAACAAUGCUGUAGAUCAAAGCUUCUGGGAGACCUUUGGCACCUCAGAUGCACCAAAAGCUCAUAAAUCUCCAAGCAGUGAGAGCUGGACCUAUGUGGACAAUUCCACAGAGAAGAAGAGCUCGGAUAGCUGGGACGUGUGGGGCUCAGGAACGGUCUCCAACAAGAACAGUAACAGCGACAGCUGGGAAAACUGGGAGACCAACUGGGAGAACGCAGGAGGGGAGAGCAAGACCAGAAAACCUCCUAAGGCAACAAAAAAUGCGUGGGAUGACUUUUAGAACUGUGUUAACCUGCUCUGCACAGCUGGGAAAGGGAGGCUGUGCUGGUUGAUGGAGGGGAGGAAGUUUUACACACACCUGGAAUAUCAUGGCUGACCUUUCUGAUCUGUUUGUGCUUCCCAUUCAUUCUCCUUCCUUCUACCCCGGUAUAGGGAAAAAAAAAGUAGCAUCUGAAUCUUUUCUUACAUAAAGGUGGCUCUACCUUUUUUAAGGAUAGUGAUAAGUAUAUUCUCCUUGCACUAUUGGAGCUGGCUACAGCAACUAUCUUAACACAAAUGUUAAAGGAGGGAAAUCAGUGCAAGGACACUUCCAUGGCACAACCUUGCAUGUGUAGGUUAAUAGGUGUUCAUCCAGUCCUCAUCUAAUUUGAGAUUUGGGGUGUUUAAUGCAAACAAAGGACAGGGUGUGACUUGGAAAGACAGCCAUUAACUGGGCAAGCUGCAGUUGGAUACAUCGAGUUCCAAUGCCUUAUGGAUUGCUCUGACUACAGGAGGUCUGGCAAUUCAAGAUGGUCUUUAACAUAUUUUUUAUUGAAGCUUUGUUUUUUAACAUUGUGACAUUAUUUUUUUUUUAGUAUUUGAAAAUUUAUUUUUCUCCUUUAGAAUUCAGAAUGAAUCUAGAGCUAGAUAAUAAUUUGUGUGAACUUAAAGGAUUGACCUGAGCUCUCAAGGGAUGUCCAGAAUGGCUUUAUUUGCCCACCUUACUCAAUGGAUUGAGUUUUCACUCAAUUUUAGUUUCUGCUGCACAGAAAAGCAAAGCUGUGAUGUUUUCCUUCCUCACCUACACCCUUGCCCCUGUUAAAAUAUUUUACGUAGUCUCUUUUUUCUUUCUUCCUUCUACCUGUGUAGUAUUUUAUUAAUGUUGUUAAAAAAAGAAAUCUUUCUGCUGCUUAUGUCCUUCUGGACAUCUGUUCGGCAACCUGGCAGCAAAAAAAAAAAAAAAUUAUAAAGAAGAUUCCAGCAAGAAAAAAUGUGUGGAAAAUACAAGAGCAUUGAGGAAAAAACCUGGCAGCAAGCCCCUUUCAAGAUGAGUAGAUGUCUGGAUUUAAUAGUAAAAUUUAAUUUAAGCAGAUGUUUUCCAAAUGGUUCUUUAGUGUGUCAAGAUGUAUCUCUGUUUCUGUCAUACAUUUCUCCACAUUUUUUUCCUGGAUCUUGUUAAAGAAACACUAUUUUGGAAACAUGAGAAACUCUUUGUCAGCAUUAAGGACUGGAACAGGAGAUUGAGUUAUGUGUCAGUUUUGACCCAGCAAAUCUCUUUGCAUGACACAAACCAUAACUUCUAGAGAAGAACUGUGACUUCUAACAUCAGAGGUAUCCUAGGUAUCCCAUUUAUUUUGGGGGAAUGGGUUGUGAAUGUACCUUCAGCACGAAAACAGUCAGCUCACUUGAAAACUCAAAUCAUGAUGUUCUCUGUGGUCUGCUUUUCCAGCAUGGAGUUCUUUCUGUGAACCCUAUAGAUCCUAUUACAUACCUAAAAAGCCUUUUCUUUUAAAAAUUGGUUAAUUUGUUCAACAACUAUACAAAGGCAUCAAAAUUACCUUAAAUAACACUCCACUUCUUUUACUCCUCACAAAGGUUUUUGAGCAGAUAGUACUAUCAACAGUUUAAAAAGGAAAGAAAAUUAAUUUCCUCAUAAGUAGCAGAUUUUAAAGGCUUAAGUCUGAGUAGAAGUAGCUCUGUUUACAGCCUGAGUCUGUAUUUCUAUUCCUAAGAUCUUUCAGAUGGUGAACAGAAUAUUUUUCCAGUCUUCUCUCACCCUGUUCUGUGAGAGUUGGAAUUUCUCUUUUCCCCCUUGCCUCUCCUAGAGCGUGGUCUGAAGCUCAUGGUCUCUGAGGCUCUGCAGCAGGACCCAGAGCUGCUCAGACCCAAGUGCUGCUCCAGGCUGAGCCAUUCCCAAGGUCCCUGCUGUCACAGACCCUGUGGAAGUGCCAAAGGCACGAGAGCUCUUGGUUUGCAGUGCUGCUCAUGGUACCAUUGGCAGCAGUUCACAGCUGGACUAAAACCAGCAUUUUUUUCUACUUUUUCUCUGGUUCCAAGUAUAACUUUGUCAUAGCUUAGCUGCAUGUCAGACAUAACUUUGUUUUUUUAUGCUUAUGCCUCUGUUGCCUCCCUGUCAAUGUGUCUGCUGCCCAGUCUGAAGCUGAUUCAGCUUCUUCUGUACAAAUUUAUUACAGUUUCUCUUUCAUAAACCUCCUGAAAUGG